AUGUCGUCUACGCGCUCAAGCGCCAAGGCCGCACCUUGUACGGUUUCGGCGGCUAAGCGUUUUUCAAACGCUCCGCGGAAUCAAACUCAAAAUCAAAAAACCAAAAACAACAAACAAUUGGUGUUCAUUUCAACACCACCACUCCAAGAAAGAUUCUCAACACUAAAUCCAAACACUCCACUCGCGCGUCGCUUCGACGACGACCUCGUCGUCGCUCACUUUCGCGCGUGA
This is a messenger RNA of Ostreococcus lucimarinus CCE9901, 231 nucleotides long. RefSeq lists its product with no specific name. Lineage: Eukaryota; Viridiplantae; Chlorophyta; Mamiellophyceae; Mamiellales; Bathycoccaceae. The transcript has a single exon. The record is from RefSeq and is a predicted model, not a curated record. Bases 1 to 231 code for a protein of 76 amino acids.